AUGCCAGCUAUCAAGUCCAACGCUGAAUACAAGAAAUACACCCAGCAGCUCGAGAAAGAGAGAGCCGAGCUCAAAAAAGAGUUGGCUCAGGAGAAAGGGAAAAACGAGGAGCUCACCACUACCAUCUCCACAAUGCGCGAAUUCCUCAAAGAUCUAAAACUGGAGUCUAGAAUCGAGCUGAAGGAUUUGAAGGCGGUACUUGCCGAUGUUAUUCAUGCGGACCAGCAAAAAGAGGCGGAGCUUGCAAAGCUCUCCACAGAGCUACAGUACGCCAACGCGUCCUUAGAAGCCACUGAGCAACACUUCAACUUGAAAACUCUCAAUGUCUCACAACAGAAGACGUUGCGCUCAGAGACAGAGAUUCGGAUUCUAAAGAAGAGAUGUGAGGAGGCGGAGCGUAAAUUUCAGAAGAUGCAGGAGGAGGAAGCCGAUAAGAAGUCGACUGAGGAGCUUCACAAUUUGAAAUUGGCUCUGGAAACUUUGAAAAUUGAAAAUGAGGCAUAUAUCGAACAAAUUUGCACUUUGAAAACCGCCAACUCGACUUUGCAACACGAGAAAAAUGUAGGGGAGUUUGAGAAGGAAAAAAUCAAGAAGCAAUUGGAGAAGAGUGAGGAAGAGAAGGCUCUAAAGUAUUCUGGAAGUGGUAUAAAUGGAAUCCAAAAACUACAAACAGUGUUGGAGAACAAGGAGGGGAUGUUGAAGAAGUUUGCAAAGUAG
This is a messenger RNA of Caenorhabditis remanei, 717 nucleotides long. RefSeq lists its product as uncharacterized. The record is from RefSeq and is a predicted model, not a curated record. Bases 1 to 717 code for a protein of 238 amino acids. NCBI's taxonomy places the organism in Eukaryota, Metazoa, Nematoda, Chromadorea, Rhabditida, Rhabditidae. The transcript is spliced from 2 exons.